Saccoglossus kowalevskii is the source of this 1235-nucleotide messenger RNA. Its product is annotated as ubiquitin recognition factor in ER-associated degradation protein 1-like. Gene Ontology annotation, molecular function: polyubiquitin modification-dependent protein binding. Lineage: Eukaryota; Metazoa; Hemichordata; Enteropneusta; Harrimaniidae. The record is from RefSeq and is a predicted model, not a curated record. Gene Ontology annotation, biological process: ubiquitin-dependent protein catabolic process; ERAD pathway. Gene Ontology annotation, cellular component: VCP-NPL4-UFD1 AAA ATPase complex.
UCCGUAUCCGUACCAGCACUGUGCGAAGUCACGGUUUCUUGUGUUUUUAUCCGCAGAAUUCACAUCUACUGAACAAAAUGUUUGGUUUUAAUAUGUUUGAGAAUGUUGGGCGUCCAUUUAAAACCCAGUAUCGUUGUUAUUCAGUGUCCAUGUUACCUGGUAAUGAAAGACAAGAUGUAGAAAAAGGAGGAAAAAUAAUUAUGCCACCAUCAGCAUUGGAUCAACUGUCCAGGCUUAAUAUUGUCUAUCCAAUGUUGUUUAAACUAACCAAUAAGAAAACAGACAGAAUGACUCACAGUGGUGUUUUAGAAUUUGUUGCGGAUGAAGGCAAAAUCUAUCUUCCAUACUGGUUGAUGCGUAAUUUAUUAUUGGAAGAAGGUGGAUUAGUUCAAGUUGAAAGUGCUAGUCUACCUGUUGCAACGUAUUCCAAAUUUCAACCACAAGCAUCAGACUUUUUAGAUAUAACCAAUCCCAAAGCUGUAUUGGAAAAUGCCUUGCGUAGUUUUGCCUGUCUAACCACAGGUGAUAUUGUUGCUAUUAAGUAUAACAAAAAGGACUAUGAGUUAUUGGUUAUGGAAACCAAGCCUGGGAAAGCCGUCUCUAUUAUUGAGUGUGACAUGAGCGUGGAGUUUGAUGCACCAGUCGGAUAUAAAGAACCAGAAAGACAAUUACCUCAUCAACCACUGGAGUCAGAGGAUAUGUCUAUAGAUUCAGCUGACUUAGCUGUGGAUAGAUUUGUGGCAUUUCAAGGCUCUGGUCAUCGAUUGGAUGGUAAGAAAAAAAGAACAGAAACAAAAUCAUCAAACAUACUUCAGUCAACUUAUACUAGAGGUAUUCCUAAUUAUGAAUAUAAAAAAGGCAAAAUCACUUUUAUAAGAGCACCAAAACCAGUUGAUAAAACACAAGAAGGAGAAAACUCAGAACCUCAGUUUGAGGCCUUUUCUGGAGCGGGUCAGCCACUGAGGCGAAAAGGACACAAGGGAUUACAAAAAUAAACCAGAAACAUCCAAUAUAUUUUAUAUAUUUAUUUAUUGAUUACUGGGUAUCAUUGUAUCACAUGAAUUUAUCGUUUCUAAACAGACUCAGAAAUCCUGUCAGUAAAUAUAUCAACUAAACUGUGAUAAUUUCAUAUGAAUACCAUGCAGCUAGAUGAUUUAUUGCUUCAAGACCGUAUUUAUAGCAGUUUCACUAAUGUGACAGUGACAGCUCUACAGUCAUCUUAUGUUCAAUGUGAG